UAACAAAGGGCGCACAAAGAAUGGUAACCGGAAGCAAGAGACCAUUACAGAAAUGCAGGAAUUUUAUGCUGCGAUGGUCGAUAGAAUGGAUACUCGAAUGAGGACGCUGACCCUUCCUAACAGGAAACUUGGAGUGACCUUAGCAGGAUUUUACAUCGAUGAGGACCCCAAGUCAAGACUAUGGCUGGACAAAGAUGGACGUCAAAAACCUGAGAUUAAAACUGAUCAGUUCCUAAAAGCCCUAACACACUGGUCAAAACGAAGGAAUCUUCCAGAACAUGACCAUGCUAUGUUCUUCACCAUCCUUGAAGUGUUUGAAAAUGGACAGAAAAAACUGAGAGGAUACUCUCCACAGUCAAAGAUUUGCUCCAAUGAAAGUGUAUCAAUCAUCCAGGAACGGUUGGACUUCAGCACAAUCACUGUAGCAACACAUGUGUUAGCACACAGUCUUGGAGCCCGCCACGAUGGAGACUCGAACCCUUGUCGGCCAGAAGACCACUACAUCAUGUCGCCAAAAAGUGUGACCCUCACAGAAGGAUCUAUACUCAAUAUGUGGAACUUCUCCUCCUGCUCCAGUAACUCUGUCGGUCAAAAUCUGAAACGCCUUAACGAAGAGAACUCAAACUGUCUGAAGAACACACCGUCCGUCCGUCGUUCAAAGCCACACCGUCAGCUUGGUCAAAUGUUUGACGCUGAUGUCCAGUGUCAACACAUCUUUGGAGAGACGUCGUAUGUAUGUCGAUCAAAGUAUUGGUCAUCUUAUCGUGGUCUUUGUACUGGCCUUUGGUGCUCUACCAACUCUGGACACUGCCAAAAGAUUAUCCCAGCUGAUGGCACAUCAUGUGGAAGACAAAAGUGGUGCAUGAAUGGGAAAUGUGUUACAGAUAGAGAAGCCCCAGAGGUUGCAGACGAAUGUCCAUUGCGAGACCAGAAGAAUCGAAUCUCGGGUACGAACCUCACCUGUGAACAGGUGUCUAAGAGCCACCAGUGGGAGUGCUACCAGACGUCUGUUGCCCAAGCCUGCUGCUACACCUGCCCGAUGAAACCCUGUGAUGGGAAUACAUGUUGCAAAUUUGACGAUCGUCACUCCCAAUGCAGAAACUUCAGUUCUUACGCUUGUUAUACUCCGGAUAUUACAAAACUUUGCUGUGAGACUUGUAAGAGACACUGCAAAACAAAUAUACCUGGCUGUGCAUGUGGAGACAGACGAGAUGGCUGUUCCAAUAUUACUAGACUUGACUGUUAUACUCAACACAAGGAGUGCUGCUACACGUGUUCAAAACUCAGGGACACUACCCACCCUGACUGUGAGUUUGGUGACCGCAGUGACCAAUGCCUGGCUUCAAACUGUAUCUACUACGACACUUAUAGACAGUCCAGAGUCUGUUGCCAGACGUGUAGACAUCUGCACACUCUAGUGGCCACCACCACAGAAGUUGCCAACAGUCCUCCCUCCCCUGUAGACAGUGCAGCAACUGGUACUGUGCCCUUAGCCUCCCUUUAUUGGUUAACAGCACAACUGAUGCUGACAGCGAUAACAACAUCAACAACAACAACAACAACAACGGCAUCAACAACAUCAAUGAUGACAAUGAUGAUGAUGAUGAUGACGGCUCUGACAAUAACAAUGAGCAGACCACUGUGAAUCACACACACACACACACACAUGCAUGUACACACACACACACACACACAUGCAUGUACACACACACACAUGCAUGUACACACACACACACACACAUGCAUGUACACACACACACAUGCAUGUACACACGCACACACGCAUGCUUGUGACAAGGUGACAGAAUGAGAGAAAGACAGAGAGAGAGACAAAAGAAAAAAGAUCCUGUGUGGGUGUUGUGUAAAGAGAACAUACCGAAACCACCCGAGCCGACCAUGACCACCACCAUCACCACCACCACCCAUUCCCUCAUUUACCUCUUUACUAUUGUCUAGCUGGUUGGCUGAGUGGUUGGCUGGCUGGCUGGCUGGUUUUGGUGUGUGUCUGUGUGUCCUAUGAUAUUUACAGCAAUCUCUAUCUCUUAACACUAAAAGCAAAAUAAUUCUCCACCCCACCCACCGACAAAUCACCACCACCACCACCACCACCUCCAUACGCAUACAGCUUCAUUCAAUAUACAUAACACACACACACACACACACUAAAUUCUAUACACACACAAACGCAUGCACGUGCACACACAUACACGCACUAAAUUGUAUACUUCACACACACACAUGCAUGCAUACACACACAAAAUUGUAUACUGCACACACACACACACACACACACACACACACUCUACCACCUACACGAUGCAGGGCACCUCUAAGUUGUCUCUCAAAAUGCUAGAAAUAACAGCUAGAAACUGUACAACACACACAUAGACAUACAGUCACACACAUAUAGAUAUACAUACACAUACAUAUAGAUAUACAUGCACAUAAUUAUACACACACACUCACGCUCAAUCAUCUACACCACAUUGAUAUUGAUGCUAGGAGUUUCCAAGUGGUCUCUCAAAAUGCUAGAAAUAACAGCUAGAAUCAGUACAACACACACAUAGACAUACAGUCACACACAUAUAGAUAUACAUACAUAUAGAUACACAUACACAUACAUAUAGAUAUACAUGCACAUACUUAUACACACAUACUCACACUCAAUCAUCUACACCACAUUAAUAUUGAUGCUAGGAGUUUCCAAGUGGUCUCUCAAAAUGCUAGAAAUAACAGCCACAAAUAGCACCAAACAUGCACAUACAUACAUAUGCACACAUGCAUACACAUACACACACUACCACCUACGCUGACGCUGGGAUCAUCUAAGUGGUUUCUCAAAAUGCUAGAAAUAACAGCCACACAGCACUACACACACAAUACAUAAACAAACAUACACACACACACUCACACACACUACCACCUACACCACUACAACCAACACUACACCAUAAGCAACAAUGGGAGUAUUUAAGUGGCCACUAGAACUGCUAGAAAUAACAGCUACAUGCAUCAUCACACACCAUGUACCAAACUACAUACUACCACCUACACCACAACCACCAAUACUACUUCACUGGUGUCAGGAACAUUUAUCUGGUCAAUCAAAAUGCUAGAAAUAACAGCUACAUGUAUCACCACAUACCAUGCACCAAACUACAUACUACCACCUACGCCACAACGACCAAUACUACUACACUGAUGUCAGGAACAUUA
This is a messenger RNA of Octopus bimaculoides (California two-spot octopus), 3216 nucleotides long. RefSeq lists its product as uncharacterized. The record is from RefSeq and is a predicted model, not a curated record. Gene Ontology annotation, molecular function: metalloendopeptidase activity. Gene Ontology annotation, biological process: membrane protein ectodomain proteolysis. Lineage: Eukaryota; Metazoa; Mollusca; Cephalopoda; Octopoda; Octopodidae.